Babjeviella inositovora NRRL Y-12698 is the source of this 1766-nucleotide messenger RNA. RefSeq lists its product as uncharacterized. The record is from RefSeq and is a predicted model, not a curated record. The transcript has a single exon. Gene Ontology annotation, biological process: protein localization to mitotic spindle pole body; mitotic sister chromatid segregation; microtubule anchoring at mitotic spindle pole body. The coding region runs from base 11 to 1633 and encodes 540 amino acids. NCBI's taxonomy places the organism in Eukaryota, Fungi, Ascomycota, Pichiomycetes, Serinales. Gene Ontology annotation, cellular component: mitotic spindle; microtubule organizing center; MWP complex.
UUCACCAACAAUGCCCCAGUUAGAUAUAUCGACGGUGCACAGUUUUUCUCCCAAGACACCGAAGCCGGUUCUUUCCCCUUGCCACCGCCACAUCGCCUACGUUAUCGACACCAGUUUGGUGGUCAAAGAAACACAGACAUUACGCACGGUCCAUAUCUUCCCCCUUGGUCCGGAUGAAGACACGGAGGUCACAGUUUCCGCUAUCAAGUGGGAGCCGCUUUACGAGGGUUCCGCCACCAAAAUUGCUGUGUUGGUUGACAACCUUAACGUGGUCAAGAUUUUCGAUUUCAAGGACGUGAACCAAGAUUCACAGGAGAACGUACCAAUUACCAUCAAUGACUCAUGGGAGGGGAUAGAGAAUUUUGACUGGAUCCCCCCAUGUGUUGGUGACGAUUAUAAGGAAACGGCGUACCGGGGCUCGAAGCAGCUUAUGGUCUUCAGCAAAGCCAACCUUAAAUGCACGUUGUAUUCCUUAGACUUGGCCAAACCCGUCACCACGCUAUACAAACCGAAGUUCUCUCACAUUGUGGCCAGACCUAACUCGAAUAUAUGGUCUGUCGUGCUAAGGGAACGUGCCAAAGACUAUCUACUCCACUUUCAAAACCACGACAGCUACUCUACGGAGCUUUUCACUCGGGAAAUACUGAACGUUUUAGAUGCACGCAAUAUCCUAUGGUCAGAAAGCGGGAAGUGGCUUCUGGUGAACCAUCUGAAUCUUGCUGGUAUCAAGGUGUCUCUUUUCAACUCACUCGGAGUGUUUGACGAAAGUAACACCCCUGUUUUCCAGUUGACCGAUUCCUGCGACAGUCUCUCGUUGGGAGCCGACGCGUUCAAAUGGAUAUCCCACCUGGAGAAAGAUAUCUUGCUUGUGGGGACGCUCGAAGAGAAGAUUAUCGUGUUUCAGAUGGACAAUUUAAAAGUGGUGAAGACCAUCACGCACCAGAAUGCUAUUUUGGGGGCCCAAGGUACGCUCUGGCGAGAGUACUACGACAGUAAGGGCGAAGAGUAUUAUUUUAAGAAGCUACAGGCACCAUUUGAAAUACCCAGCCUAUUCGAACCGAACUCAGCCCUGAGGGGGAUCAAGCACAUCGAAACCAACGUCGCCCACACACGAUUGGCGAUAAUCACCCAUAGUAUGCCCGAAACCAUCUUUGUGUAUGGCUCAAACUACAAACUUCUAAGCAUCAUUACUAGUCUCUCCGAGGUUGUUUCCAUGGAAUGGCAUCCAUCUGAGCCGGAGCUUCAGUUUGCCACCGUCUCUCAUGUGUCUCUUUUCUGUGACAGCUCCUUCGAAGUGCGGGCUAUUCCGACCUUGAAGAAUGCCAAACGAAUUCAGCACUCGCAGUUCAUCAUUCGACACAGUGGACCUCCUCAGUCUACCGGAUUAAGGUUAAACUUGGUAAUCCUUGAUCACAGCUCUUUCGUCACCACGGCGUUUCACCAAGACACUGGCCUGCCAUUGGUAGAGACCGAAACAAGCCCGCUCAGAAAAGGCUCACCCGAACCGUUUACCAACGACGAUGCCACAGCAAGAGAUUUGGCUGCGGGGGUCCAGCAAAACGAAUGGGCGAACAAUCUCCGGGAUACCGCCGUUGAUGAUACGUUCAAGUUGAAACGGCCGAGAAUUGUGUAGAAGCGUAAUAGCCAAAUAGGGCAAUGCAUGUACUUGCCGCUCUGGGAAAUCAGUUUUCCCCGUACGGAUGCACGACCUCUUUCGAAAAAAUAAAACAAAACAAACACGCACCUGGUAUUUGUGUAGAUUUCAA